Triticum turgidum subsp. durum (durum wheat) is the source of this 813-nucleotide messenger RNA. NCBI's taxonomy places the organism in Eukaryota, Viridiplantae, Streptophyta, Magnoliopsida, Poales, Poaceae. The record is from the annotation of a GenBank genome assembly.
AUGGUGGAGAUCCCGGUGGUCGACCUGCGGCUCGCCGGCGCGCAGCCGGAGGAGUCGGCGCGGCUGCGGGACGCGUGCGAGCGCCUGGGCUGCUUCCGCGUGUACGGCCACGGCGUGCCCGCGGCGCUCCAGGUGGAGAUGAAGGCCGCCGUGCGCGCGCUCUUCGACCUCCCCGACGAAGCCAAGCGCCGCAACGCCGACAUCAUCGCCGGCAGCGGCUACGUCGCGCCCAGCCCCGCCAACCCGCUCUACGAGGCCUUCGGCCUCCUGGACGCCGCCGCCCCCGUCGACGUCGACGCCUUCUGCGCGCGCCUCGACGCGCCGCCCCGCGCCAGGGAGACCGUCAAGAGCUACGCCGAGGCGAUGCACGAGCUGAUCGUGGACGUCGCCGGCAAGGUGGCCGCGAGCCUGGGGCUGGAGGGCCACCCGUUCCAGGACUGGCCGUGCCAGUUCCGCAUCAACAGGUACAACUACACGCAGGACACCGUGGGGUCCUCGGGCGUGCAGAUCCACACGGACUCCGGCUUCCUCACCGUGCUCCAGGAGGACGACUGCGUCGGCGGCCUCGAGGCGUGGAGCAACGGGAGGCUGCACACCGUGAAGCACCGGGUGCAGUGCGUGGCGGCGGUGCCCCGCAUCUCGAUCGCCAUGUUCCUGCUCGCGCCCAAGGACGACAGGGUGUGCGCGCCGGAGGCGUUCGUCGACGCGCAGCACCCGCGCCGGUUCAAGGCGUUCAACUACGAUGACUACAGAAAGCUCCGGCUGUCCACCGGCGAGCGCGCUGGCGAGGCGCUCGCUCGAAUGGCUGCGUGA